ACGUGACUGUGCAACUGCACAAGCAUCUAUUUUCGUUGGAAGGGUGUGGUCUGCUUCUUCAAAACCGACAUUUGAAUGUAUGGAAGGUACAAAAAUAUUGUAUAGAUUCCUUUGUAGGGAAGCAGCUGGUUGCUGCAUCAGAAGAUUCUCAUACUGCUGGGGAAGCUGAACAGUGAGGGUCAUCCAUCAGGUUUUAUCAUCUGCCUCACAGACAACUCUGGAUGCAGAAGCUCCAGAAUAAGACAAAAGAAGAGUGGGCAAUGAGAACAUUUUUUUUAAUAAAAAUGUGUGUUCAAAGGACAGUAUGAAGAUGAAAGGGUUUUGCAUCUUUUUGCUAAAUCUGUCAUUGGUCUUCAGUGACCAAGCCAUUAAUGAAAGCGUUCCGAUGGAGAGCUUGAGGUGCCACAAUGACUACAGCUCACUCGUGACGUGCACAUGGAAGGAACAAUCCGAGGCUCAUGCCCUCCUUGGUUUGACUCUGUACCAAAGGAAUGUUAUUAAAAAUGACAGUGAGGAAAUGCAUUGUCAAAAGCAGCUGGAAGAAGACUUACCUGAGGCUUCAGACCCCUACAGCCAUUGGAUUUGUUGGAAAACAGUAGAAUAUUUUGGAAUUGGAGUGGAAGACUAUUACAGCUUCAAACCCAAGCAGAAUCUUGAAGCACAACUACAAGUUCAUCUUUUCCAAAAUGUUCAGCCCCUUCCCCCUCAGAACCUCUCAGUGCGAGAAAGUUCAGGGGACUUCUUGCUGACCUGGACAGCACCUGAUGGAAGCCAAGGGCUGGGCAGUGCAUUGGAGUAUGAAGUUGCUUACAAGCGGGACUGGGAGUCCUGGGAGAAGGCUGCUUCACGCCUGCUCUCCAACAUCACUCAUUGCCAUCUCAGCCACCUCAUCCCAGGGAGCAGAUACAUCGCCCGUGUGCGAGCCAGACCGGAGCAGGGCAAAGGUUUCUCCGGGCAAUACAGCGAGUGGAGCACAGAUGUGUCCUGGGAGACCCCCGAAGGUGACAUUCAUCCCAGGAACCUUCGUUGCCUCUUCAAUGGUGCGUAUCUGAAGUGCAGCUGGGAAGUGAAGGAAGUGAUUGCCAGCUCUGUCAUCUUUGGCUUGUUCUUCAGGGCCACUCCAGCAUCAGCGGAAGAGGAGUGCUCUCCUGUGUAUGAGAAGGCUUUGCCCCAUGUCCCAUACGUGGUGCAGAGCUGUGGAAUCCCUGUUAGCAACAUCAACAGUCAGAGCCAGUACCAAGUGUCUGUGCGGACCAAGACGGAGGCGAAACUGAUAGAAGCCUACAAGAACAUUAAGGUGCUGCCACCUGCAAAUGUGUCUGUGGAACUGAUGAGAAACCAGGAGUAUAAACUGAGGUGGAAAAAACACACUUUACCGUAUGAUUCCAUAAAACUGCAGUACGAAGUCCAGUUCUGGAAGCACAACCAAUAUGACAAAACCUUGAAGACCAUAAAAAUUACCAAUGAUGAACCUCCCUUCAUCUUCACUGAUCAGAUGUUGUCAGCGUCUACCACAUACAGGGGAAGAAUGCGUGCAAUGGUGAAUAAUCAGGAUUAUCGGGGCUACUGGAGUGAAUGGAGUGAGGAGUUCACCUGGGAAACUGAGAAUGUUCUUUCACCAGUGGUUCUCCCAUUGAUGCUGCCAGUUCUCAUCAUCACUUUGCUCGCUGUUGCUUAUUGCAGCUUUAAGUAUUUACUCAGGCAGAAGAAGCUGUGGGAGGAAAAGAUUCCAAACCCGAGCAAGAGUCUGCUGAUCCAGAGCUACUUGAAGAAAGUUGCCCUAGGAAACAGGCAUGCAAGCAGCCAGCUGGACUUCAACAAAUGCAGCCUUGUGGAGAACAUGGAUCAGCCUAGCUUCCUUCAAGCUGUGGACAGGCCGACGAAGAUUUUGGCGGAGUCCCCUGAAGUGCAGACUGAAAGGACAGAGGUUUCUUCUCCUGCAUUGGACCUACAGAACCCAUACCAUGCUUUAAAUGCCCCGGUUGUCUGCCCAAGGACAAACUGUGCUGACACAAGUAUAACUUCCCAGACAGCAAUCACUUGCUUUGCUUUCAACGGCCCAUACUUGUACAGCCCAGCGAGGUCUUCUCAGCCUGAGAUGCAUCAGACCCUGGAGGUGAGCUUGAAUCCAAUGGGAAAACAGGAGAAAGCAGCGUCCCUGCAGUACGUGACCCUUCCAGACAAAGCCAGCCCCCAGGCUGCACAGAGGCAGGAGCAGCCGGGAGCAGGUCCUCUGCAGCCCUUCCUGCUCCCAGAGCAGAAGGAAGCGAUGCAGUACCUCAACAAGAAGGAAGUUUCACCACUUCCCUCCACCUGUGGGAAAAGCACAGACGUGAGAACAGAAGAGCAGAAAUGUCCAGAGGCUCCUGGCUGUCCGGCAUUCCUUCAGCAGUGUCCCUUGGAGUACAUCACCACAGACAGCCUGUCACUGCCAUCAGCCAGCGGCACCACACACCUGCCACUUGCCCCUGCUGGGGGGAAACCCUGUGAUACACAGGAGCCC
Molecule: messenger RNA, 2503 nt
Organism: Lagopus leucura (white-tailed ptarmigan)
Lineage: Eukaryota; Metazoa; Chordata; Aves; Galliformes; Phasianidae
Product: cytokine receptor common subunit beta-like
Exons: 14
Biological process (GO): immunoglobulin mediated immune response; cytokine-mediated signaling pathway
Cellular component (GO): external side of plasma membrane
Molecular function (GO): cytokine receptor activity; protein binding
Source: RefSeq, a predicted model, not a curated record